AUGAUCAACGGUCAGACUGUCGCCGCCGCAGGCAAGCGUAUUGUGCGCAAGUGGACCACCAAAGAAGGGUUGUUUGGUGAUUAUGACUACAAAUAUUUAUUCGUUCCUGACAUUCCCUUCUCCAAAAAAGUUCCCAAAACCCAGCCGUUUUUCGGGUUAAAUUCAGACAUGCCUAUAGUAUUGGGGUUCAUCUUGGGGUUCCAGCACUCGUUAUCGAUGUUGGCUGGUGUGGUAACACCUCCUCUUAUCAUUGGUGGAACCGCAAACUUGUCCGAUGAGAUCACCGAAUAUUUGGUUUCCGUUUCCCUCAUUGUUUCCGGGCUUUUAUCAUGUAUUCAAAUCACCCGGUUCCACAUAUACGGCACCCCGUACUACAUAGGCACUGGUUUGCUCUCGGUGGUGGGCACGUCGUUUGCCACCAUCACCAUUGUCACCAAAGCUAUCCCACAAAUGUACGCCGACGGCUUCUGCAAAACUGUCGAUGGCGUUCCCCAGCCGUGUCCUGAGGCUUACGGAAGAAUCUUGGCGUCAGCUAUAGUGUGCUCGCUUCUUGAAAUGUUCCUUUCGUUUUGUCCGCCCCGCAUAUUGCAAAAGGCAUUUCCACCAAUUGUCACCGGUCCAGUGGUUUUUUUGAUCGGUGCGCACUUGGUAGAAACCGGACUCGAGGACUGGGUCGGUGGGUCUGGAUGCAUGACAGAUUCCAACGGGAACGUCCCUGGCAUGUGUGGAGACGCCCAUGUGUUGCCAUGGGGUUCAGCCCAGUUUGUGGGGUUGGGUUUUUUGGUUUAUGUCACCAUCAUCAUCGCGGAAAGAUGGGGCUCGCCAAUCAUGAAAUCGUGUGCGGUUAUCGUCGGUUUGCUUGUCGGUUGUAUCGUGGCUGCCGCAUGCGGAUACUUUUCUCACGCCUCCAUUGACGCUGCGCCGGCCGCCACGUUCAUGUGGGUGCAUACUUUCAAGCUCGAAGUGUACGGUCCGGUAAUUCUUCCGUUUUUGGCCGUCUAUAUUGUUUUGAUGAUGGAGGCGAUUGGAGAUAUCACCGCUACUUCUGAUGUCUCCAGGUUGGAAGUGGAGGGAGAAUUGUACGACUCGCGGAUCCAGGGCGGAAUUUUGGCCGAUGGGCUCAACGGUAUGAUUUCGGGGUUGAUGACGGUGACUCCCAUGUCGACAUUUGCCCAGAAUAACGGUGUGAUUUCCAUCACCAAAUGUGCCAACAGAAGGGUUGGAUACUGGUGUGCAUUUUUCAUGAUUGUUAUGGGAAUUUUUUCCAAAUUUGCAGCCGCCAUUGUAUCCAUUCCUAAAGCGGUUCUUGGUGGUAUGACGACAUUUUUGUUCACAUCGGUGACGGUUUCUGGUAUCAAGAUCAUUUCCACCACCGAGUUCACCAGAAGAGACAGGUUCUUGUUGACGGCGUCGUUAUUGCCCGGACUUGGUGCUACUUUGGUACCCAAUUGGUUCUCGUUUGUGUUCACGUACGGUGGAGACAAUAAAGCAUUAAAGGGAUUUUUGGAUGCUAUAGUUUUGGUUAUGGAGACCGGAUUUGCCGUCACCGGUUUCUUGGGUAUCUUUUUGAACUUACUUUUGCCUCAAGUGGAGGAUGAAGUGGAGGAAAUCAACGAGGUGGUUUUGGAGACGGUGGGGUCCGCCGACCAAAGAGGAAUGGAAUUGUACGCACAAAAAGAAGGCAUGAAGUUGGAGUCUAUCCGGUCACGACAGAUGACGUCGUCUCAAUAA
Messenger RNA from Meyerozyma guilliermondii ATCC 6260, 1731 nucleotides. RefSeq names its product Xut1p (gene XUT1). Gene Ontology annotation, cellular component: membrane; fungal-type vacuole. Gene Ontology annotation, biological process: xanthine transport; transmembrane transport. The record is from RefSeq and is a predicted model, not a curated record. The transcript has a single exon. Gene Ontology annotation, molecular function: xanthine transmembrane transporter activity. The coding region runs from base 1 to 1731 and encodes 576 amino acids. Lineage: Eukaryota; Fungi; Ascomycota; Pichiomycetes; Serinales; Debaryomycetaceae.